UUUCAAUAACACAUGCACGAUAGACACAGGAUAGCCAUUGAAAUGCGCUGUUUACCAUGGCAAAUGAAAAGUUAAAUUUGCCAAAGAAAGAUCGAAAUGAUACUCGAUGGUUUAAGGUCUGCUAUUUGAAGACCUUUACCAUGCGAAGAAGCAAACCAAAGGGUGGUCAACAAAAUCAUGACUUUCCUAAGGAGCAGGAGGCAAUGAAGAGAAGUGUUAAGCAUUGCCCCGUACAUCCUGCUGGCUGGUUGCUGACACUACUCAGCCUCGUUGGUGUUGUUUGGCCCAAGAACAUGAGACCGGAUGCUGGAAGUAAAGGGAAGAAGGAUCUCCUGCCUCAGACUGAGCAGGCGUCUAAUAAGAAAAAGAGAGUCAAGACCAUAAGGAUAAAGAGAAAUGCAGUGGAGCCGAUCGGUGAGAGAGAUCGAAACCGAUCAUUAAGUUCUUCCAAUGGGUCUCAGACUGUGUUACCAAGGACUCAAGGAGACAGUGGACUUAAAUCACCUGAGCCGCUUUCUGGAAUCACUGAGGGCAGUCUCCUCUGUGGUGUUAGGAGUUCCUUUAGAGAGUUGCCCAAAAUGUCUAUACAAGACCAAGUCCUCUUUGACACCUCUGUAAACAUUGUCAACCAGGUUCUAGCUUGGUCUAUUUCUAAGGUGAUGAAGGACGACUUAUCUGUUGGAGGGAUUAAUUCCACCAACGUGAGGAACAGUGAGACAAUGCAGAGUCGGGACAGUAAUGUUGGCUCAGGAACAUGCCAGGCAUCAUCUACAAAGGCCUCCCGCUCCAUCAGCUCUGCCAAAUCCAGAGCUUCCCAGAGUGAUAGUUUUAGGAAUGUUUUGCCAGGCACUCCAAUCCCAAAAGAGUGGCCAGUUGAAAGUGAUUUCCCUCUCAUUAGGAGUUCGGCCAUUGAUAUGGGUAGGUCCUCAACUAAUUCCAAAGUGUCACUAAACAAGUCAAAGCAAACCAUCGCUGCUGUAGUAGAUACUGUUAUGGAGGACAAUAAAAGAGAAGAAAAAGAUCAAAAGGACAUUGCAACACUCCGUUCCAGUCUUCAUAACUUUUCACGGGAGCUCACCGACAAAGUUCAUGAGCUCAUAGAGAGUCGCAACAGACCCGAAGAUCUUUUUUCACCUGCUGGAAAGGCUGCAUCAGACUCGACACUUUUGAAACUGAAGACCAGAUUUGAAACUUGUGAACAAUCUUGGGAGAUUGAGCUGGUGAACUUCUUUACUAAGGAGUCAGUAAGACGUCUACUACAGGAUCUGAUCUCCUGGCGUCCUCCACCGUCUGAAGUACCAGAUAGAUCUGGUAGUUCCUCACAGGUUUAUCCAGACACCGAGAAGCAGUUUGCUAAUACAGAGGUCAAUCGGUUGAAGAGUCAGAAUCGGGACAGUAAUGUUAGCUCGGGAACACACCAGGCAUCAUCAACAAAGUUCUCCCGCUUCAUCAGCUCGGCCAAAUCCAGAGCUUCCCAGAGUGAUAGUUUUAGGAAUGUUUUGCCAGGCACUCCAAUCCCAAAAGAGUGGCCAGUUGAAAGUGAUUUCCCUCUCAUUAGGAGUUCGGCCAUUGAUAUGGGUAGGACCUCAACUAAUUCCAAAGUGUCACCAAACAAAUCAAAGCAAACCAUCGCUGCUGUAGUAGACACUGUUAUGGAGGUCAAUAAAAGAGGAGAAAAAGAUCAAAAGGACAUUGCAACACUCUGUUCCAAUCUUCACACCUUUUCACGGGAGCUCACCAACAAAGUUCAUGAGCUCAUAGAGAGUCACAACAGACCCGAAGAUCUUUUUUCACCUGCUGGAAAGGCUGCAUCAGACUCGACACUUUUGAAACUGAAGACCAGAUUUGAGACUUGUGAACAAUCCUGGGAGAUUGAGCUGGUGAACUCCUUUACUAAGGAGUCAGUAAGACGUCUACUACAGGAUAUGAUCUCCUGGCAUCCUCCACCGUCUGAAGUACCAGAUAGAGCCAGUAGUUCCUCACAAGUUUAUCCAGACACCGAGAAGCAGUUUGCCAAUACAGAGGUCAAUCAGUUGAAGAGUCAGAGUCGGGAUAGUAAUGUUAGCUCAGGAACACGCCGGGCAUCAUCAUCAAAGUUCUCCCGCUGCAUCAGCCCGGCCAAAUCCAGAGUUUCCCAGAGUGAUAGUUUUAGGAAUGUUUUGCCAGGCACUCCAAUCCCAAAAGAGUGGCCAGUUGAAAGUGAUUUCCCUCUCAUUAGGAGUUCGGCCAUUGAUAUGGGUAGGUCCUCAACUAAUUCCAAAGUGUCACUAAACAAGUCAAAGCAAACCAUCGCUCCCAUAGUAGAUACUGUUAUGGAGGUCAAUAAAAGAGAAGCGAAAGAUCAAAAGGACAUUGCAAUACUUCGUUCCAGUCUUCACAACUUUUCACGGGAGCUCACCGACAAAGUUCAUGAGCUCAUAGAGAGUCACAACAGGCCUGAAGACCUUUUUGCACCUGCUGGUAAAGCUGCAUCAGACUCAACACUUUUGAAACUGAAGACCAGAUUUGAGACUUGUGAACAAUCCUGGGAGAUUGAGCUGGUGAACUCCUUUACUAAGGAGUCAGUAAGACGUCUACUACAGGAUCUGAUCUCCUGGUGUCCUCCACCGUCUGAAAUACCAGAUAGAUCCAGUAGUUCCUCACAAGUUUAUCCAGACACCGAGAAGCAGUUUGCCAAUACAGUCGUCAAUCAGUUGAAGAGUCAGAAUCGGGACAGUAAUGUUAGCUCAGGAACACGCCGGGCAUCAUCUACAAAGUUCUCCCGCUCCAUCAGCUCGGCCAAAUCCAGAGCUUCCCAGAGUGAUAGUUUUAGGAAUGUUUUACCAGGCACUCCAAUCCCAAACGAGUGGCCAUUUGAAAGUGAUUUCCCUCUCAUUAGGAGUUCGGCCAUUGAUAUGGGUAAGUCCUCAACUAAAGUGUCACCAAGCAAGUCAAAGCAAAGCAUCGCUCCCGUAGUAGAUACGGUUAUGGAGGUCAAUAAAAGAGGAGAAAAAGAUCAAAAGGACAUUGCAACACUCCAUUCCAGUCUUCACAACUUUUCACGGGAGCUCACAGAUAAGGUUUAUGAGCUCAUAGAUUCUCACAAUAGCCCCGAAGACCUUUUUGCACCUGCUGGAAAGGCUGCAUCAGACUCAACACUUUUGAAACUGAAGACCAGAUUUGAGACUUGUGAACAAUCCUGGGAGAUUGAGCUGGUGAACUCCUUUACUAAGGAGUCAGUAAGACGUCUACUACAGGAUCUAAACUCCUGGCAUCCUCCACCGUCUGAAGUACCAGAUAGAUCCGGUAGUUCCUCACAGGUUUAUCGUGACACCAAGAAGCUGUUUGCCAAUACAGAGGUCAAUCAGUUGAAGAGUCAGAUGCCACAGGGAAGUUAUCCAGAACCUAUGUUGGACCUGAACUCUGUUAAGGAUACAUCUUCCACACAUCUGGCAUUUGACUACACUAGCAAUGACUACGCCACUUUAGUAUUUUCACUGGUUUUUGGACUGCUGUCAAAGAUAAGCGCAGGUAUGUCAAUGGAAACCUCUGUCAUUGUUGACAUAACCAAAGUUCUCAUCAAGAGGAUACUGUCUGAUUUCUGUAGCAUCUCAGGCAUUCAACAAAGUCAAGCCUGCCCCCAGAAACUGAAAAUCGAAAUGAUCUUCAAGAGCAUCUACAAACAGCUUCAUCAGGAAUUUGGAUCAAGAAAGAUUCUCCAGGUGGCAAUGAAGUCACAGAAUACUGCAUUUCACAAUGCCUUGGUUAAAUCAGUAACCAGGGAACUAUUGAACAUAUGCAAUGAGACCAGCUCUUCGUCCUUCUCAAUUACCACAUUGUCCUCAGACAGUGACAAGGCCAGGCCAGCUGGGCUUCCAAAGGCCGGUGAAAAGGAAAAGGGGGGAAUCGCUCAUCGGUUUCGACUACUUCUAAAGCAUUCAAAGAAGGUAAACAUGAAAAAGGACCAUGCAUCCAAACCUUCCCAGAACCAGACCCCUGCUGUCCAUAGACUAGGGAGUGUCUACGAUCAAGAUACUGGCAAAACAGAGAAUGGAACCUCCGGCAAGAAAAAAGCAAGGAAGCAGUCAUUCUUUUCAAGGGCAUUUUCAGAUACAAGAAAUGCCCUGUCCAGUCUCUUUACAGUGGGUCUGAUUUAAUCUGUAUUCAAAAUAAACAUCAUUGCAGUAAU
Molecule: messenger RNA, 4168 nt
Organism: Esox lucius (northern pike)
Lineage: Eukaryota; Metazoa; Chordata; Actinopteri; Esociformes; Esocidae
Exons: 6
Coding region: 57-4136 (1359 amino acids)
Source: RefSeq, a predicted model, not a curated record